Hemicordylus capensis (graceful crag lizard) is the source of this 820-nucleotide messenger RNA. RefSeq names its product cytochrome c oxidase assembly factor 4 homolog, mitochondrial. Gene Ontology annotation, biological process: mitochondrial respiratory chain complex IV assembly. The record is from RefSeq and is a predicted model, not a curated record. Lineage: Eukaryota; Metazoa; Chordata; Lepidosauria; Squamata; Cordylidae. Gene Ontology annotation, cellular component: mitochondrial intermembrane space. The coding region runs from base 287 to 547 and encodes 86 amino acids. The transcript is spliced from 2 exons.
GCCCGCGUAGCGCAGCGGGCGGGGAGUCCGGCGCGCGAGCGAAACUAAGCAGGGGCGACCCGGGACCGUUUCUGGAAGGGAGACUGGUGGCGGCUUUCGGCCCUUUGAGCUCGGCGCGACCGGGACCCUUUUCCCGGGAGCUUCUGUAUUGUUGAAUUCUAAAAACGUGUUUUUGUCUAUAAAUAUAAUAGCAAACCCAUAAACUCUAUCCGCCCCCUAAGUUUGCCCCCACGGCGAGACAAACGGCUGCCAUUUCAGCAGGCAGACAUUCAGCAGAUCCUGCAAGAUGUCAAGUGCCAACUCCUCAGGUCACAACUGGAGCCAGAAAUCAAAAACAGAGGAGGAAGAGGAUCCCUUAGACCAAAUGAUCUCGCGUACCGGUUGUGCUGCUUUCCAUUAUGCAGUGCAGGAGUGCAUGGCUGAGCACCAGGACUGGCGGAAGUGCCAGGAGCAAGUGCAGAGCUUCAAGGACUGCAUGAGGGAGCAUCAGAAGCAGAGGGCGGAAGAACUGCGGAGCAGGCAGAAGCUGCGUCAGGCCACGAGCUGAAGGAAGGAAGGCCAACAAGUAAGGCGAGCCAUUGUCUUGGCUUGCUUAGCAGCCUACUAAAAUGCAAAACAGCACAGAUGAGUUGUCUCCUGAGAAAGCUGCUGUGGUUCCAAGGAAGUUCAGAAGAGCCUGAUCCUGCUGCAAACAAACACAUGUGCAUGUUGGAAGACCCUUUACAGUCAUUGGACGCUCAUGUCAUUGAAUUCUUGUUUUUUAAUCAGGGAAAAUGUGACUUUAUUUUCUUGCAAAAAAAUAAAUGUAGAUUUGAUCUUU